AUGAGUUGGGAUUUCAGGGCUCCAAGCGCUCCGCAUCCCUCGUACGGUGAUCAUGAAUUGUUUUCUAUUCGAAUGUACCAUGGUGGUCAAAUCUGUGGUAACUGUUAUGCUUCUGGCAGUGUAGCUUGGUUUGAUUAUUGUGACAAGGAUAGAAUGUCAAUGACUGAGAUAGACAAUAUAGUGAGGGAGUUAGGCUAUGGUGAGAAUAGCUCCAAUGAAGACCCAAAUGGGGAACAAAGUGGUGGGGGUAUGCAAAAGCCAAGGGAAUCUUGUGCAAGACAUGGUGUUUCUGAAAAAAGCAAAGAAAAAACAAUACAGAGUGAAUCUUCUGCAGUGCAAAAAUACAAAGAAAAAGCUGUUGAGAGGGAAUCUUCUGCCACUGUAGACAAAUGGAAAAUUAAAGUCAGUUAUGUGUUUGGGAAAAGGAGGGCAAGAGCUUUUGGUAAAAGGAGCUGCAAAAAUGUAAAAAAGACAUGUGAUAAAGAAGACCAAAGGUCCAAUACAGUGACUAAGGGACUAGUUGAGAAUGAGGUUGUUGAAGGAAGUGUAGAAAAAAGCAAGUUAUCAAGAUGUCAUCCAAUGAAGACAAGAAAAGCAAGAAAAAGGACCACAGUCUGUGAUGAUGAGGAGGAGUCAGUAUACAGUCUUGACUCUGAUUUUGCAGAUCCUAACUUCAGUUGUGAUGAUAAUGAUGAUGAUGUCGAUUUUGAUGAACAGGUGGACAAACAAACUGAGUGGGUUCGAGAUGGGGCAAAAGGAAAAGAGCCAGAGUCAACAAAUGCUGGGGUUGAAUCUUGGUAUUAG
This is a messenger RNA of Prunus armeniaca (apricot), 804 nucleotides long. Lineage: Eukaryota; Viridiplantae; Streptophyta; Magnoliopsida; Rosales; Rosaceae. The record is from the annotation of a GenBank genome assembly.